AUGGCCAAAUCGAUCCGAGCGAAGAACAAGAUGGCUUCAAGAGCCAGAAAGAGGUUACAAACCCACUAUGCCGUAUCGGACGCCGCUAGAACACAAAGGUUGUCGGAUAAGUUAUUAGGGAAGGAUAAGAAGGAUGGAGAGGAGGAGAUGAACGUGGAAGGCGAAGGUGAGCGUGAGGGUGAGGAGAACAAGGAAGGUGAUGAGGAGAUGAAAGAAGAGCCAAAGAAAGUCUCGACUUCAGGAAGACGAGGAUCCCGACGUGAACAAUGGAGAUUAUCAAAAGGAAUGUCCGCCAAGCCCAAGAAGAGCAGAAUGGGUUGUAAACCAACUAGAAGACGUUAA
This is a messenger RNA of Kwoniella botswanensis, 342 nucleotides long. RefSeq lists its product as uncharacterized. Gene Ontology annotation, cellular component: preribosome, large subunit precursor. The transcript has 2 exons. NCBI's taxonomy places the organism in Eukaryota, Fungi, Basidiomycota, Tremellomycetes, Tremellales, Cryptococcaceae. The record is from RefSeq and is a predicted model, not a curated record. The coding region runs from base 1 to 342 and encodes 113 amino acids.